Messenger RNA from Recurvomyces mirabilis, 804 nucleotides. RefSeq lists its product as uncharacterized. The transcript is spliced from 2 exons. Lineage: Eukaryota; Fungi; Ascomycota; Dothideomycetes; Mycosphaerellales; Teratosphaeriaceae. The record is from RefSeq and is a predicted model, not a curated record. Gene Ontology annotation, molecular function: molybdenum ion binding; catalytic activity; pyridoxal phosphate binding. Bases 1 to 804 code for a protein of 267 amino acids.
AUGAAGAUCCAAAAGAUUUACACAUAUCCCAUCAAGGGCAUUCGAGCCACUGAACUCAACGAGACGGUGGUCACCAAACAUGGCUUCCCUUACGACAGAAGAUACAUGCUCCUCCAGGUCGAGGAGGGGGGUGGCUACAAGAAUAUGGCGAUCGGACACUACCCUGCCAUGGCACGAUACUUUCCAUCCAUCAACAUCCCCGAGGACGGCGACGCGCUGACCGGAACUAUCACGAUUGCAUACAAACCCCCAAAUGCAGAAGGAACAACGUUCGAUAUACCCUUAGUACCAAAGACCGAUGGCUUGGAGGAAGUCGAGGUCACAAUGCACAAGAGCCCAACGAAAGCGUAUAAGAUGGCACAGAAGUAUAACGAGCAAUUCUCGUCCUGCUUCGGCUUUGAUUGUAUACUUGUGUAUCUGGGUACGGACAUGCGCAGAGUGCUCAUGACAACGAGUGGCAACAAGCAAGCUUCGGAAAGUGGAUGGCUUUCAUCCAUGACGAGCAAAGCCACACAGCUUGUCAUGGGCAACAAUGAGCAAGGCGAGAAGAUCACCUUUGCAGACUGCGCGCCAUACCUCGUUGUAUCGGAGAAAUCAAUGGACGAUGUUCACCACCGAUUACAAGAUGGCGAGCCUUAUGACAUCGUCAAGUUCAGACCCAACAUCAUCAUAUCCGGCGCGGACGAACCAUGGGAGGAAGAUUUCUGGGGUGAAUUGACCUUUGGUGGUGAUACGAAGAUAGUGUGCGACCACAAUUGUGGUCGUUUAAGUUCGACUUGUUCUGCGAGCCGUCUCUUCGCCUAA